This is a messenger RNA of Hermetia illucens (black soldier fly), 2192 nucleotides long. Its product is annotated as solute carrier family 23 member 2. Bases 281 to 2020 code for a protein of 579 amino acids. Gene Ontology annotation, cellular component: membrane. Gene Ontology annotation, biological process: transmembrane transport. Gene Ontology annotation, molecular function: transmembrane transporter activity. Lineage: Eukaryota; Metazoa; Arthropoda; Insecta; Diptera; Stratiomyidae. The record is from RefSeq and is a predicted model, not a curated record. The transcript is spliced from 9 exons.
UGAGGCACAAGGCAACGGUUCUAUUCGGUCGGUAGAUAAAAAGUAGCCUAAAGUCUUUAGAAAGCCGCCAGUUCGGUAUCAGACGCUAAGUGAGAUACGAGUAUUCCAUACUAAGCGUUUUCUCCGAUCGGGCAGAAUAUAGUAAUUAUAGUGGAUGUUCCUAGCCUAAACGUGGCAGUUGUGAAUUUUAGAGAAGUGGAGGAAGAACUUUAUCUUUGCAUUCAAUUUUCCAGUCCUCAGUUCAGGGUGCAUAGUGGGAAGUUUAGGGUGCCAGCUAAGUAUGGAGUUGAAUAGUGUUGUUACUGAUGAUGACACAUAUAAAAUACCUCAUACACCUGAUGCACAAACUGAAGGUUCCAAUAAUUUCAAUGGCGACAUAUCUACUAAGACACGAUCAAAAAUGCUUUACGGAAUUAAUGAUGCUCCACCAUGGUACCUAGGAAUCUUCCUCGCUCUGCAACACUACCUCACAAUGAUUGGAGCUAUCGUCUCCAUACCAUUCAUUCUUACUCCCGCUUUAUGCAUGGAAGAUAGUGAUCCAAAUCGUGGUGUCAUAAUUUCAACAAUGAUUUUUGUGACGGGCAUAGUUACUUACUUUCAAGCAACCUGGGGAGUUAGACUCCCAAUCGUUCAGGGUGGAACGAUAUCGUUUUUAGUUCCAACUUUGGCAAUUCUAAGUUUGCCGCAGUGGAGGUGUCCACCAGCAGCUGAAAUUGCUGCUUUACAUGAAGAUCAAAAAGUUGAACUGUGGCAGGUUCGGAUGCGAGAGUUAUCCGGUGCAAUAGCUAUGUCAGCAUUGGUGCAAGUAUUUAUUGGGUAUACGGGUUUGAUCGGAAAGAUAUUGAGAUUUGUGACACCACUCACCAUCGUUCCAACUGUGUCACUUGUGGGACUGACGUUAUUUGAACAUGCAGCCGAGACUGCAUCCAAACAUUGGGGAAUUGCUGUUGGAACCACAUCGAUGCUGACUUUAUUCUCCCAAAUUAUGGUCAACGUAAGUGUUCCGUUGCUGGCUUAUAGAAAAGGAGUUGGAUUACAAAUAACAAAGUUUCAGUUAUUCAAACUAUUUCCGGUAUUAUUAACUAUUGCGAUAAUGUGGGGCUUAUGCGCCAUUUUUACGGUAACAAACGUUUUCCCACCCGGCCAUCCGGCGAGAACGGAUGUGCGUUUGAGUGUUUUAGAAGAUGCUUCAUGGUUCUAUGUUCCCUACCCAGGGCAGUUUGGCAUUCCAAGUGUUACUUUAUCAGGAGUACUAGGAAUGCUUGCUGGAGUCAUAGCUUGUACGGUGGAGUCAAUAAGCUAUUACCCAACUGUAUCCCAAAUGUGUGAAGCUGAAUCUCCGCCAUUGCAUGCAAUCAAUCGAGGCAUAGGAACAGAAGGUUUUGGAACAAUGCUCGCAGGUCUUUGGGGAGCAGGCAACGGCACUAACACUUUUGGUGAAAAUGUUGGAGCUAUCGGUGUAACGAAGGUUGGCAGUCGUCGUGUUAUUCAAUGGGCAGCGCUGAUUAUGGUCAUACAAGGAGUGAUCAGUAAAUUCGGUGCAGUAUUUAUAAUGAUUCCGGAUCCAGUCGUUGGAGGGAUUUUUUGUGUAAUGUUUGGCAUGAUCAUUGCUUUUGGGUUAUCAACAUUGCAAUAUGUUGAUCUGAAAUCAGCGAGAAAUCUAUAUAUUAUUGGUGUGUCGAUAUUCUUUCCAAUGGUUCUGUGCAAGUGGAUGCAAAAUCAUCCGGGAAGUAUACAGACGGGAGUGGAUACAGUCGAUUCAACCUUAUCGGUGUUACUUGGCACCACUAUAUUGGUGGGCGGUGUUUUAGGAUGUUUCUUAGACAAUGUGAUUCCAGGGACGGAUGAGGAACGUGGUGUAACUGCAUGGGCGCAACAUAUGCCACUAGAUACUUCCAGUCAAUAUCAAGAACAUAAGCCUGACUACGAUUUUCCUUUAGGCAUGAAUCUCUUACGAAGGUGGAAUUGGACUUAUUAUGUUCCCUUUUUGCCAACAUACAAAAUGAAAAAACCGGAAUGAAUGAGUACUUAAAUUUCCUUUGUUUUACAUGUGAUCAACGUUGUAUUUUAGCUUUACAAAAUAGAAACCAAAAAUUUUAGGAUAGUGUUUUAGAAUAGAUUCAUGUCGCAAUAUAGAUGCUGUAAAAUUGCACUUGUUACCAUAAAUAACUGCAAAAAUUCUGAGUGGAAGA